This is a messenger RNA of Choloepus didactylus (southern two-toed sloth), 4446 nucleotides long. It is a transcript of the gene ETV1, whose product is annotated as ETS variant transcription factor 1. Gene Ontology annotation, molecular function: sequence-specific DNA binding; DNA-binding transcription factor activity, RNA polymerase II-specific. Gene Ontology annotation, biological process: cell differentiation; regulation of transcription by RNA polymerase II. The transcript is spliced from 14 exons. The coding region runs from base 433 to 1866 and encodes 477 amino acids. Gene Ontology annotation, cellular component: nucleus. NCBI's taxonomy places the organism in Eukaryota, Metazoa, Chordata, Mammalia, Pilosa, Megalonychidae. The record is from RefSeq and is a predicted model, not a curated record.
CCUGGAGGAGAAGUAGAGGAAAAACCACCGAAUUGAGCUCUGUCAGAGGCGCUUUCUGCUUCCAAGGGGGAAGUGCUGGGUAAUAAUUAAUGUUUUUAUUAAAUUUGGAGGGAAUAUUUUGCAGUCUUUCGCCUAGCGUGGCCUUCAGUCCCGUUAGGUGCAAAGCAAGUCUCGUUGAUCGCCAUUGCUAGUUUUGCACACAUUUGCGAAUCAGCGCUUCCCGAGGUACACCGACCGCGCAGGAAAACAUCGAGGGUGCAAAUAAAUACAUCGCCUCUUGUUCGGAAUUUUGCUACUGCCGAAAAUAUGUAAAUUGUGAACUCUCUAGGAUCUCUUUGGAUCCAGGUUGAUAGAAGUCCAGAUUCCGAGGAAAUCUCCAGCUAAAUGCUCAAAAUAUAAAAUACUGAGCUGAGAUUUGCGAAGAGCAGCAGCAUGGACGGAUUUUAUGACCAGCAAGUGCCUUACAUGGUCACCAAUAGUCAGCGUGGGAGAAAUUGUAACGAGAAACCAACAAAUGUCAGGAAAAGAAAAUUCAUUAACAGAGAUCUGGCUCAUGAUUCAGAAGAACUCUUUCAAGAUCUAAGUCAGUUACAGGAAACAUGGCUUGCAGAAGCUCAGGUACCUGACAAUGAUGAGCAGUUUGUGCCAGACUAUCAGGCUGAAAGUUUGGCUUUUCAUGGCCUGCCAUUGAAAAUCAAGAAAGAACCCCAUAGUCCAUGCUCAGAACUCGGCUCUGCCUGCGGUCAAGAACAGCCGUUUAAAUUCAGCUAUGGAGAAAAGUGCCUGUACAAUGUCAGUGCCUAUGAUCAGAAGCCACAAGUGGGAAUGAGGCCCUCCAACCCCCCCACGCCAUCCAGCACUCCAGUGUCCCCACUGCAUCAUGCAUCUCCAAACUCAACUCACACUCCUAAACCUGACCGAGCCUUCUCUGCUCACCUCCCUCCAUCGCAGUCUAUACAGGAUAGCAGCUACCCCAUGGAUCACAGAUUUCGCCGCCAGCUUUCUGAACCCUGUAAUUCCUUUCCUCCUUUGCCGACAAUGCCAAGGGAAGGACGUCCUAUGUACCAACGUCAGAUGUCUGAGCCAAACAUCCCCUUCCCACCACAAGGCUUUAAGCAGGAGUACCACGACCCAGUGUAUGAACACAACACCAUGGUUGGCGGUGCAGCCAGCCAAAGCUUUCCCCCUCCUCUGAUGAUUAAACAGGAACCCAGAGAUUUUGCAUAUGAUUCAGAAGUGCCUAGCUGCCACUCCAUUUAUAUGAGGCAAGAAGGUUUCCUGGUUCAUCCUGGCAGAACAGAAGGCUGUAUGUUUGAAAAGGGUCCCAGGCCAUUUUAUGAUGACACCUGUGUUGUCCCAGAGAAAUUUGAUGGAGACAUCAAACAAGAGCCAGGAAUGUAUCGGGAAGGACCCACAUAUCAGCGGCGGGGAUCCCUUCAGCUCUGGCAGUUUUUGGUAGCUCUUCUGGAUGAUCCUUCAAAUUCCCAUUUCAUUGCCUGGACUGGUCGAGGCAUGGAAUUUAAACUGAUUGAACCAGAAGAGGUGGCUAGGCGUUGGGGCAUUCAGAAAAACAGGCCGGCUAUGAACUAUGAUAAACUUAGCCGUUCACUCCGCUAUUAUUAUGAAAAGGGAAUCAUGCAAAAGGUGGCUGGAGAGAGAUAUGUCUACAAAUUUGUGUGUGACCCAGAGGCCCUUUUCUCCAUGGCCUUUCCAGAUAAUCAGCGCCCGCUGCUGAAGACGGACAUGGAACGCCACAUCAAUGAAGAGGACACAGUGCCUCUGUCUCACUUUGAUGAGAGCAUGGCCUACAUGCCCGAAGGUGGCUGCUGCAACCCCCACCCCUACAACGAAGGCUAUGUGUACUAAUGCAAGUGACAGUCAAGCAGGGCGUCCUCGCGCUCUUCUUCUUGCAAGAUGCAGAGAAUCGCCGAAUUCCCUUCAAUCUUUGUUUUAUUUUUUGUUUGUAUUUUAUUUUUAAAUAAUACACAAAAAGGGGCUUUUCCUGUUGCAUUACUCUAUGGUCUGCCAUGGACUGCGCACUUUAUUUGAGGGUGGGUGGGGGUAAUCUAAGCAUUUAUUCUGUGUAACAGGAAGCUAAUGGGUGAAUAGGUGGGGGGAUUUGAGGAUUACUUUUUACCUAGGCUAGGGAUGGGGUCCUACAGGUUUUGAGUAUAAUGAGGCUCUAUCAAUGUCUGUUUGAUUUCCUAACAGCAUAAGAUAAUGUUUCCUUUCUCCAGGUAUCUGUGGUACAAUUAUUUCACAUUGUGUAAAUAUCCACUUGGAGACUACCGAGCGAAAUGCCUUGGGCAUUUUUCCCCAUCAUUUCUGAGUCUCUGCAGGUGUACAAAAAAAAAAAAAAAUACUGUAAAUGGCAGUUUAAUAAUUAGAAAUGACUGUUUUUGCACCUCUUGUAAAAGGUAUUCAGAGAUUGCAUUUGCUGUUUUUUGUUUUGUUUUUCUUUGUAUAUGACUCUCAGGGGAUACCCAUAAAAUGGGUAUCCUCUCUGAAGUUGGGUAAUAACUAUGAUUAUAAAUGAGGGGCACAGUUUUGGACUCGGGCUCCGAACUGAGUCAGAAGUCAGUCACAUUACAUGUAUCUGGUGCCACCUUGCUGUUCAGAUACAAAUCAUACUGUUAAAUAUUUUGAAGCCCAUUUCUGUUAAAUAAUGACAUGUUGUGGUCCUUCGGGAUCUUCUUUUAAAUGUUAAAUCUGAGAUCACAAUGAAGCAAAAAAUAACUGUCUCCUUUCAUUUCCUUCGGUACAUGAAACAUUAUUUAAUCAGUAAGAAUUAACUGUACUAAAUCACAUAUUAUGCUGUUCUAGAUACAGCAAGCACUCCUUAAGAAAAAUAUCCCAUACACUAAAUAGGUACUAUAGUAAUUUUUAGACAUGGUACCCACUGAUAUGCAUUUAAACCUUUUACUGCUGUGUUAUGUUGAUAACAUAUAUAAAUAUUAGAUAAUGCUAAUGCUUCUGCUGCUGUCUUUUCUGUAAUAUUCUCUUUCAUGCUGAAUUUACUAUGACCAUUUAUAAGCAAUGCAGUUAACAGAUAGCAUUUCAGGACAAAAUAGAUGACUCGAACCAUUUAUUGCUUAAAAAUAGCUUACGCCAUGCUAUGCUAUAAGCAGCUUUUAUGCACAUUGACAAAUGAAGAGUAAGCUUCAGCUUGCUAAGGGAAACUGUGGAAACUUUUGUAACUUUUGGUGAAAUGGAAAAUUAUUCACAAAUUGUCAAAGAAUAUGAUGAAGUUGCUGUAUGACAUAGUGCUGGCACUGAUACUAUCCAUCUUCUUGUUUUGGACACUCAUGUAAAUGUGAUUGGAUUGUUUGAAAGAUUUAAAGAUUUAAAGUUUCAAAGUUUUUUGUUUUGGUUUUGUUUUGCAUUUGGUGAAAAUAUUUAAAGCAAGACAUGUUGUUCCAUUCAUCUUAAAAACCCAAUAAGGAAAUGGUGUCACACUAUCUUUGAAUAGUUUGCUAAAAGAUUCAAGGGAGAAAUAGGAAUUUUCUUCAAUCCACCAAUUUCCCAGAGGAAUGACCUCUUUUCUUUUUCAGAUUCUAUAGGAAAAAAACAAAAAAAAAUUUGUUAAGUCCUAACCGCACAGCCAAAAUAAGCCUAUAAAAGUAUUUCAUAAAGAGCACAGGAAAGAUUGUGGAAAAAUGACUUGAGCUAACCUUUUUCCAACAGCUUGAUUCUCCAGAUCCCAGCUUAAUUCUCAAAAGAGGACAGUUAUUGGAAACCCCACAUACCCAAAUCCAUUCUAUUCACAUUUAAUCCUAUAAAAAAUUCUAAUUUCAACAUGUAUGUAUCCUGUGAUUUCAAUGCUUGUUCUAUAUUAUACAUCAUGUAUCAUCAGGGCCAUUAUGGCCUAAUAAGUAUGCCUUAAAAAUGAGAACUUUUGGUAUUUUUCUCCUACUGUGCUCAUGUGGCCAUUGAUGGCAUUUAAUAUAAAAUAGAUUUGAAAAUAUUCAGCAAAAGUUUUAUUAGAGAAUUGAGAUAUUUGGAUAAAUUGAAGUAGCAAAUUUUAAGUGGGUCAUUAAAAUAAGGUCUAAAUGAACACUGUUUGAAGAUUCUUUUUCUUUUAAUUAUUUUUCAUUUCUUUUUUCUUUUUUUCUUUCUAGUUUUAACACUCUAGUUCUAGUCUGCCAGUUCGGAGCAAUUGGGCCUUGAGUUAUGUUAAGGGAUCAAAGGAAGAUUAGUUAUAUAAUAUUUAAAAACAAACCAUAUAUUUUGCUAUUUAAGGUAGUGACUCACUGAACCAAAUAAGUAAUUGGCCCAUAUAAAGUAUUUUCUCAGUGCAGAAGGGUUCAAAACACUGCAUUAUAAACCCUUGGAAAAUGUAUCUAAAGGUUUUUUGUUUUAUUUUAAGUUCUGUUUUUGUUCCAUUUUUUGUUUGGUUGUACUUUUAUUUUCAGGUAGAUUAAUAAAUCUGGCAGCUGAUUUCUGCAA